Messenger RNA from Pyrenophora tritici-repentis Pt-1C-BFP, 812 nucleotides. Its product is annotated as Pmp3 domain containing protein. Gene Ontology annotation, cellular component: membrane. The record is from RefSeq and is a predicted model, not a curated record. Lineage: Eukaryota; Fungi; Ascomycota; Dothideomycetes; Pleosporales; Pleosporaceae.
AGGCGUCACUCCAACGCGCCCAUAAGCUCUCCAAUACCCCACCGACAGCCAACUGUGCCCAACCGAGACUCGAAAAGACACGUAACCGCCAUAAUGUGUGGCUCCGACUGCUUCUUGAUGCUUCUCAGCGUCCUGUUCCCACCCAUAGGUGUAUGGGUGAAGAAAGGAAUCUGCAGCGCCGACUCGCUCAUCAACAUUGCGCUUUGCUGUCUCGCCUUCCUUCCAGGCCUCCUGCACGCCUGGUACGUUAUCCUCCAGAACCCGGACCCAUACGACUCGUACCAGCACGUAGCCGACGGCGAGCGCGGUGGACGCGGCGACGGACGAACUACAUACUACGUUAUUACACACGAGCAGCCAGCUCGCGGUCCGGCCAACUACGGCACCGUAGGCAGCCAGCCGAGCAAUGGACAGUUUCCUGGACAGCAGAGUGGCGUAACGAACAGCUUCGUACAGCCAAAGGGCCACAAGUCGGCAAAGAGCAGUGCAUCGGCUGCGCCAGGUCCAUCAAACCAGGGUGGCGAGGGCAGUUCAAGCCAACCCGAAGGUCCGCCUCCAACCUACGCCGAUGUCAUCAAGGGCGACCAUAAGGUGCAAGAUUGAUGAUUUGGAAGUGAUAGACUGGUACGACUAAGAGGGGGAACGAACAGCAUAAUACCGUAUGAGGUAGCGGCGUAAGGGCUUGGAUAAUAGGGCGUUCCAUGGGUAAUGAUUUCCGAAGUUGCGGUAGGAAGCACUUACUGUGUAUCAUAGCAGAGGCUCGAGAUGAACUAUUGCACAUUCUCUUGGGGAAGAAUGCAACACUUUGGACG